AUGCCUUUUGUUGUUCCAGCACUUGCCAGAUCCUUAGCAGACCUGGAGAGGAAACAUCAGCAAUUAUCAGACGAAUUCACAUUAACUAAACACGAGCUGAGGGAUAAGGAUGCCCAAUUGAACUCUUUAAGGACUGUUUCUGAAAAAGUUUACAAGGAAUACGAAACACUCAAGAAUCAAUAUGAUGUUGAGACCGGAGCAAUGCAUAAAGCUAUGCAACAUGCAGGAGAAUGGUAACAGAAUCGUCAGUUGAAAAGACAAAGUGCAGUCCUAGUCCAGAAAUAUCUCCAAAUCAAACCAAAUGGAUCCCUAGAUAUAGACAUAGAUGGUUCUACAGAUACAACAGAUGGUCAUGACGAUUUGGAAGCUUUGAGGAAAACAGUGACUGAUAUGAGUUUAGAAAUAGCAACUUUACAAACUGAACUAAAUAAUGCAAAACUUCAGGAGUUUGAAGCAACUGAACAGUGUGUUAAUUUAACACAGGAAUUAGAACAAGAAAAGAAAUUAAGAGCUCAAUGUAACAUCGAAUUGGAAAGUUUAAGGCAAUCCAGAGAUCAUUUUGCAAAAGUUUCAAAAUUAGUCGCAGAUGAAGUAAGCGUUUUGCGUAAAAAUGCCGAAAAAGAACGUGAGCAAGCUGAAACUAUGAUAGACGAAGCCAAAAAAGCAAUCAGGGAAAGAGAUGUUUUAGCAAGACAAAGUGCUUUGCUCAUACAAGAUUAUAAACAUGAUGGAGAAGAAGGCAGGAUACUUAAAUUAUUGCAGGAGGUUGGUGAGCUCAAAACAAUGCUCGAAAUGGAACGAAAUGACCAUCAAAGUCAAGUAGCAGAUUUGCUGGAAAAAUUGGAGGACAAAAGUAUAGACCCCCAAAUCGAAGUGUUAGAAGCCAAACUAAAAAUAACCGAACACGAACUAAACGUCGCCAUAGAACGUGCCGAACGUGCUGAAAGCGAAUUACAAAACACUCUUUCCGAAAACAACGGAAGUAUGCAGACGGAUAAUGAUGUUUUCGGAAAUGGCGAAGAGGGAGUUGUUAUGAGGAGGAAAAUGACAAACGGAAAUCAAAUAGUUAUGCCUCCUCCGCCUCCGCCGCCGCCGGUGCCGAAUUUGAAUCUUGGCGCCAAUAAAACGGAAAUCAAAAUCAAGACGCAGGCAAGCGCUGUUGCGGAAAUGGCUGCCAUGCUGGAUAUCAAACCAGUAAACGAUACUCCGGCAAAAACAAAAAAUGAUAAUGGAGGAAUUAUAGAUGCCAUCGUGGAUCAAAUAAAAGGCGGUAGAUUUAGACUGAAAUCAACCGAUGUGCAAAAUAAGACAAAAACCAAAAAAGAAGAACCUGCUGCCGUUAAAGAAAUGUUAAACAUUUUGGGAACAUUGAGGAGGACCAGGGGGAAGAGGUCAAGUAUGAAUACAGGAAUGCGCUAAUUAAUGAACAAAUAUUUUUAGAAUAUAUUAUAUCCCUAAUUCUACGGAACAGAAUAAAUCUGUAAUUAUCUGCUUAAUUAUAAAUUAUGUAUAGCCAUUUGUUGGUGAUAAAACAAUGCAACUAAUUUUCU
Messenger RNA from Ctenocephalides felis (cat flea), 1550 nucleotides. Its product is annotated as shootin-1-like. The record is from RefSeq and is a predicted model, not a curated record. Lineage: Eukaryota; Metazoa; Arthropoda; Insecta; Siphonaptera; Pulicidae.